CUAGACCCUGCUUCGCAGGUGGUAGACUGGUGACCUGGCCUCGUGUGGGAGGACAGCGAUGCGCUCAGUGAUUUUGAAAUCAAACUGUUUGCUGCGUGCAGUUUUAUUGCCACAUUUUGUAGAGUUUCAAUAGUCUAGUACCCAAUGUUCACCAUUUUUGCAGUGUAGAAGCAGAGUAUCAGUUGAACUAAACAUGUCGUCAUAAAGACAACGGUGUUAGACUCUUUAACAAGCAAGGUAUCAUAAUCUUGGACUAUGGCUGGCCUGAAUGUUGCACCAGCAGACCAGUGGAGCCUUUGUGAGAAACUCUGUUUGGCUUCAUCAGUCAUCAGAAGUGGCGACCAAAAUUGGGUGUCAGUCAGCAGGGCCAUCAAGCCAUUUGGUGAACCAGGCAGGCCACCCGACUUUUUCUCACAAAAGAAUUGUGCCUUACAGUACUCAGCACUGCUCGAAACAGUAGAAACACCUAAGCGGAAGCGAAGCGAGAGGGGCGAGGUGGUGGAGACGCCCGGCGACCUGAUCGUGCGGAAGGUGACCAAGGAGCGCAUCGCUGAGCUCAAAGUCCAGCUGGAGGAGGACAAGGCCAGAUAUCGGCAGCUGAAGCUGGAGAUUGAGGAGAUCCGCAGCGGUGGGGCAGACGACCGUCUGCAGUCCAUGUGGGAAGAGGUCCAAGAAGAGAAGCGUGCAGCCAAAGAAGCCGAGGAGACACAGAAAGCAGCCGCAGAAGCCGCUAAAGCAGCUGCUGUAGUCAAACCAACCAGCAAGCCCAACUUUCAGUCGCCCAGCAAACGUCGGCCACAGGUGCGCAAUCCUCGCGUUGGAACUCGCACCCAGUCAGAGACCUCAUCGGUCGGUGACAGCGUAGAGGUGGAAGACAGUGUGCUAGCCUCACCAGUCAAGCUUACUGAAGAAUCGGGGUCAGGUCCUGAAGACAUAGCAACCAAACAGAGUGAAAACUCAGCCACUGACUUCUUGACGUCGAUCGUGGCAAACGAGUUACAGAAGGAAACAGAAACAGCGACAAAUCAAGAAGAGGAGGUUGCCGCAGAGGAAGACAGUGAAGAGACAGCAGAGAGAUUGCUUGCAGCCACUGCCAGCGAUCUGGUUGAGCUGCUGAGCCCCUACCCUGUGGACUCGCCAUCUUCCCAGAGUGUGGACGAGAGCUCGUUGCCCGCCUCGGAGCAUGGCACUCCCGUCCCGAGGGUCAAGGAACCCCUCAUACUGAAGAUCGAGAAGGGCAUGGUCAAAACCAGAGAGUCCAAAGUAGAAACCAAAGUGCCCGAGACUGAAGAAAGCCACGAAACAGAGAUGAUAAAUGUGGAUGAGCCAGUUAGCGACCGCCAACCAACAAGUCUUCAGGCCGGUGCUGGCAAUCCAGUUAUUGGCAAUAGUGCACCGAGGGGAUCAGUUGAGUCUCCCCAAGCAUCAGGCCAGCAAGGUGGUACUUGCUCAGAAAGUGGCCAGCCAUCAGAUGUCUUCCAGACAAACAAUCAAACAGAGCUAUCAUCAGCUAGUAGCACUUACCCAGCAACACCCACUCAAGGGAUAGCUCAUGACGAGCCCUGCACUGCCCCUCAACCUCCCAAACAGGCCACACCAAAGUCCAAGUUCCGAUCGCCGACAAGGAAGAGCCUGAGCCCGGAGGAGCAGAGGGCCAUCACCCAGAAGCUGGACGCGGCCCUCUACAACCCCCAGGAGGGAGGCGAUGCCGGCGAUCCAUCCCCUUUAAGAUGGCUGCGCUCGGUCCAAGACCGAAAGAAAUCCAAGCUGGAAGCCCCACUUAAAUGCCAGGAGCAGGUGGCGCAGUCUAAAGAAGAGCGAGAAACCAGCACCAACCAGAUGGUAGAUGAAGCCAAGAAGUUUUUGCCGAAAGAGGAGGGGGCAGUCGUUCUUGAAACAAAGAAAAGGAGCAACAAGAAACAGAAAACUGAGGAAUUAGUCCGCAGCUUCAGAAAUGUGGGCCCGCCAAAAGUGGACCUCACCCCUAAUGGAAAAAAGGCCAAAGCAGAGAGCAUUACCACACCAAAAGCUGCCGAUUCUGACCCGAGCAGGACAGAGUCGAUUGUUACCCCAUCCAGAAAGAAGAGCCCUCGCAAGGCUACUUCCAAUACCAAAAGUGCGGCUGAGCAGGCUGACAAAAGUGCGGAUGUGACCCCAGUGACAAAACCCAGAGCAGAGCCCGGGGAGGAUGACUACCACCAUAUCGAGCCCCCUUCCCCUGGGGACAGCUCGUCAAGGGAAGACAGCGACAUGAAGUCCAAGCGACGGGGAGCAAGAGGAAGACCCCUGGGCAGCCAGCGCAAGAGCUCCCGGAUACGCACACAUACUACCACGGAGGAGGAAGAUGACCGUGCACUGGAUACUCCCUCUGGAAGGAGAUCGUCCGGCAAGGAUGGCACGGCCAGCAGCAUUGUGUCACUGAUGGAUGAAGACAGCAAGGACACGCACAGUGAGGCUGGAGACUCGGACGUGACCGACAAGCCCUCGGAGAGUGACGACCUGUCCGCAUCGACCGGUGCCCUGCAGUCGUCAUAUUUCCUGGACUCCCUUCCCAACAGUCCUGCAUCGGUGGCACAGAGCGAGGAAGACCAUGCCUACAAGACGUGGCGUAAGGCCAUCAUGCUUGUCUGGAGGGCAGUCGCAAGCCACAAGUAUGCCAAUGUGUUUCUCCACCCCGUGACGGAGGACAUAGCGCCGGGUUACAAGAGCAUCGUGAUGCGUCCCAUGGACUUGAUCACUAUCAAGAAGAACAUUGAGAAUGGCAUGAUCCGGACUACGGAGCAGUUCCACCGCGACAUGAUGCUCAUGUUCCAGAACGCCAUCAUGUACAACAAUGCUGACCAGCAUGUCCACCAGAUAGCCACCGUCAUGCAGGCAGACGUGGUCAAACAGAUUGAGGAAUUUGUGUCCACUCAGCUGUUGGUACAGCAGCCGGACUCUACCAAAAUGCUGAGGGGGAGAGGCAAACAGGGACAGGGGGAAGAGGAACGUUCACGGCGGAGUUCUACCGAAGCGGACACCUCAGGAAAGAAGAGACGAACAAGGGCUGACGAGAACUAGAGAGGGAGCUAAUGCUGUUGGCAAGCAGCAAAGACCAGCCUUGGUGUGGGGUGAUUCCAGGGGGCAGGCACUUGACCCCUCCCCCCCAAAAAAAACAGAUCUGAAUUUUGUCCAAUUGCAAAUCAUGCUUUCAGGGUCCAGCCAUACCACCCCAUUACGUUGGUGUUCUGGUAUUAUCGUUGCCUUUCACUGCUUCGACCUGAGUUCCGAUCCCUCGUAGGCCAACAUGUGUAAUGAGUAUUCACCUAGUCCAUAUUGGGAACAAUAGUGCUGGGGUUAUCCUCACACCUCAAAAACUGGACAUUUCUUCUUCUGUUUCCUCAGUCUCUUGAGCUACAGUGUCUCUGCAUUUCUGAGGAAACCCCAUUUUUCUCAGUAGACAGAAAUAAAGUAACCAAAUGUAAACAUAUUCUGGUCCUAAAAUGUGAUCCUUGCUUGAAUAAGCAUGUUUUGAAGUCUAUUGUCUUUUUGAGCCCUUGGUAUUACACUUUAAUGCAAAGUACUACACACCAUUUUUGUUUCCACUCCAGGUGAAACAUUAUGUUUGAAAUAAGGCAGUUUUUUUCAUCUGGAAGUUCUGGGUUUUUUUUAAGUUCACAAACCUAAACUUAGUACAGGUUACAGCAAGGAAAUGAUUCAUCAGAACCUAAAGAACCCAAAGUUGCAAUGAGAGUGGAAUAAGUAAUUUUGGUUGGAAAUGUAGCAAAGUGUUUGGACACACUGUGUAUUCGUGUUGGGCUUUUAACAAGUAUUUGAGAUCAGGCCACAAGUUUUUGUGUCUUACCAAAAAGGUUUUCUUGAAAGUUGUUGGUAAAUACUUUAGAGUUGGCUUGAAAUAAAUGUCGGUUGAAAGUCAAACUUGCUUUGUUUUUGA
Messenger RNA from Acanthaster planci (crown-of-thorns starfish), 3934 nucleotides. It is a transcript of the gene brd8, whose product is annotated as bromodomain containing 8. The record is from RefSeq and is a predicted model, not a curated record. Gene Ontology annotation, cellular component: NuA4 histone acetyltransferase complex. Gene Ontology annotation, molecular function: protein binding. NCBI's taxonomy places the organism in Eukaryota, Metazoa, Echinodermata, Asteroidea, Valvatida, Acanthasteridae.